Molecule: messenger RNA, 4538 nt
Organism: Suricata suricatta (meerkat)
Lineage: Eukaryota; Metazoa; Chordata; Mammalia; Carnivora; Herpestidae
Gene: FLVCR1
Product: feline leukemia virus subgroup C cellular receptor 1
Exons: 10
Coding region: 18-1700 (560 amino acids)
Biological process (GO): erythrocyte differentiation; heme export; transmembrane transport
Cellular component (GO): mitochondrion; membrane
Molecular function (GO): heme binding; heme transmembrane transporter activity
Source: RefSeq, a predicted model, not a curated record
CGGGGGAGCCCAGGGACAUGGUGAAGCUGGACGAUGAGGAGGGGGCAGCGGUGGCACCCGGGCACCAGCCCACCAAUGGAUACCUCCUGGUGCCGGGAGGCGAGCCCCCCGGAAAAGUGAGCGCCGAGCCGCAGAACGGGCCCAAAGCCGGCUGCCUGACCCUGAAUGGAGUGUCUCGGGACAGCCUCGCGGCCCCGGCGGAAGCCCUAUGCAGGCCGCAGACUCCGCUGGCUCUAGAGGAGGAGACCCAGACCCGGCUGCUGCCCACCGGCCCCGGGGAGGAGACCCCGGGGGCCGAGGGCUCCCGAGUUCCCCAGACCGCGCUGUCUGCGCGGCGCUUUGUGGUGCUACUGAUCUUCAGCCUGUACUCGCUGGUGAACGCCUUUCAGUGGAUCCAGUACAGCAUCAUCAGCAACAUCUUCGAGGGCUUCUACAGCGUGUCCUCCCUGCACAUUGACUGUCUGUCCAUGGUGUACAUGCUGGCCUACGUGCCGCUCAUCUUCCCGGCCACGUGGCUGCUGGACACCAGAGGCCUUCGGCUCACCGCCCUGCUGGGCUCAGGCCUCAACUGCCUGGGCGCCUGGAUCAAGUGCGCCAGUGUGGAGCCCCAUCUCUUCUGGGUCACCAUGCUGGGCCAGUGCCUGUGCUCAGUGGCCCAGGUGUUCAUCCUCGGCCUGCCCUCCCGCAUCGCCUCAGUGUGGUUUGGGCCCAAGGAGGUAUCCACAGCUUGUGCCACCGCCGUGCUAGGCAAUCAGCUUGGAACUGCAGUUGGCUUUCUGCUACCACCAGUCUUAGUGCCCAACAUACAGAAUAACACAGAUCUUCUGGCUUGUAAUAUCAGCACCAUGUUUUAUGGGACAUCAUCUGUCGCCACGUUUUUAUUUUUUUUAACAAUAAUUGCAUUCAAAGAAAAACCUCAGUAUCCACCAAGUCAGGCUCAAGCAGCACUUCAAAAAAACCCCCCUGCUGAGUACUCCUAUAAGAAGUCAAUAAAGAACCUAUUUAGAAACAUUCCUUUUGUCCUUCUGUUGAUCAGUUAUGGUAUCAUGACUGGAGCAUUUUAUUCAGUGUCAACAUUAUUGAAUCAAAUAAUACUGAGAUAUUUUGAGGGAGAAGAAGUGAAUGCUGGAAAGAUUGGGCUGACAUUGGUAGUGGCUGGAAUGGUGGGCUCUAUUCUGUGUGGCUUAUGGCUUGAUUAUACCAAAACAUACAAACAGACUACUCUGAUAGUUUACAUCUUGUCUUUUCUUGGAAUGGUUAUAUUUACUUUCACAUUGGACCUUGAAUACAUCAGCAUUGUGUUUGUUACUGGCGGGGUGCUUGGUUUCUUCAUGACUGGUUACCUCCCGUUGGGUUUUGAAUUUGCUGUUGAAAUCACUUACCCUGAAUCUGAAGGCACCUCAUCGGGCCUUCUUAAUGCGGCCGCACAGAUAUUUGGAAUUCUGUUCACAUUGGCUCAAGGAAAACUCACAACAGAGUAUAAUCCUCAGGCAGGGAACAUUUUCCUCUGUGUUUGGAUGUUUCUAGGCAUCAUUUUAACAGCGUUAAUCAAGUCUGACCUCAGAAGACACAAUAUAAAUAUAGGAAUCGCAAACGGUGAUAUUAAAGCUAUACCAGUUGAAGAUACAGUUGAAGAUAGUCCCACAGAUCAAGAAUCAAAAACUGUUACAAUGUCCAAGCCGUCAGAAUCGGCAAUUUGAAAUGAAAGAAAAAGUUAACGUCACGUGAUAGUUGAGCAGUAAGGCUUGGUUUAAAAGUUACGGGAGAUGGAUACUUACUUGAAAAUUAUUAUGUGACCCAUAAUUACUGUCUUGCUUAAUUGUAACCUUAAGCAAGACUUUGCUUAACAGACUGGCUUAUCUCAUAUUAACACUACCAUUUAUCUACCGAGCUCUCCACUGGUAGCUGUGUCUUGUCAACCUGAAAGUAAGCUUCAUGAUGUGUGUUUUCCAGAAGUGUUUGUUUAUUUUUGUAGAAAAUGGAAGGUUAGAAAGCUUUCUAAAAUGAUAAUGUGGAGGCCUAAUCCCCAUAAAUCACAUGGGAGUUCAUGCAGUUUAGAACCAAGUGAGCAAUAUAUACCUAAUUGGCUCCUUUCCACUGUUCUGAGUAACUAACUGUCAGUCUCCCUCAGUGGGAGUACGUUACACCGCGACGCUCCUGACCUACCAAAGGACAGCACUGGGACGACGCUUGCGUGGAACCUCUAACAUUUUUCCCAUUUCUUACAUUUUUGUCAAACAGUGCUCACAACUAUUCUGUGAACAGGUUGACCCCAUGACUUUGGUCUUAGACUUGAGUUCUAAUGAAGCUAAGGAGCCCAGACACAGACUCAUUAUCUUGAGCUUUCUGCACUGCCUUCCUAUCAUGGUAUAAAUGCUAAUACUGUUUUCUCACUUUAACUUGACAGAGUAAUUUGUACCUACUGCCUUGUCUACUCUCUUUUCCCACACAGGCAUAUCUUGGAGAUACUGUAGCUUCAGCUCCAUACCAUUCAGAGUAAAGCAAAUAUCACAAUAAAGUGAUACAAAUGAAUUCUUUGGUUCCCCAAUACAUAUAAAAGUCAUGUUUACUUUAUUCUGUAGUCUAGUAGGUGUGCAGUAGACUGAAGGAGCAAUGAACAUACCCUCAGUGAAAGCAGACUUAUUGCUACAAAACGCUAACCAUCAGCUGAACUUUCAGUAAGUCAGUCACCAAUCAUAGGUCACCGUAACAAAUAUAAUAAUAAUGAGAAAGGUUGAAAUAUUGCAAGAAAUACAAAAUGUGACACUGAGACAUGAAAUGAGCAAAUGCUUUUGGAAAAAUGGCACCAACACACUCGCUCGAUGCAGGGUUGCCCCAAACCUUCAAUUUGUUGGAAAAAGAAAACACAAACCCCACAAUAUCUGUGAAGUGCAGUACAUGAAAGCACAAUAAAAUGAGGCAUGCCUGUAUAUAUAACUUUGUAGUAAGAAAAUGUCAUCCUCUGUGUUCCUGGCUUUUUCAUGAUUUCUUGUAUCGCCACUAAUACUUUGACUUGAAGAUUGCAAAGAAACCUCUGGAAACUUAGCCUAGCAGUUCUCAUUUAGUGAAGACCUCUUAAAACGCUUUAAUUCUCUACUAGCUUCCGUAUGACCAUUCUCCUCUGAGGAACACUGUGCCAGGGAUGCGCUCCUGCAGCGUGCUGUGGGAGGGUGUUCUUUUCCUCACCGAGUGUACACACUGUCCAGAAGGCCUGCCCUUCCACUGCUCAGGGCAAGGACAAUAGGACCGAAUGCAUUUCUACAGUGCCUACCGCUGCGCGUUGUUUACAGCGAGAAUUUAUAUGUUGUUCGUGUCCUGACUCUCUACGCUGAUAGGGAAUAUCUUUAGAAUACUGACAUCUAAACAGCCAUAAUAUUUACAUUAUGUCCACAUAAACAAAACAAAACAAUAAAAGGCCAUUCAGGUAUACGCUUGAGUACCCUUGAGGUAAACUAGCAAUUCUGAUUUGGGCAGAUUAUAUGCAUUGCUUUAUAUUGCCAUUAUAACAUCCUCUGUAAUCCAAUGGCAGUAAAAUGAUGUAGAAUCUUAUCCUGGAGAAUGUGUCACCAGAAGAACUUAGGGGGGAGUCAGGAGCUCUGGGUCUGUGACCUGUAUCUGUUUCUAGCCGUCCCUGUCACUCUCCAGGCAGCACUUUCCUUGUCCAUAUAAUGGAUGGAUUCAGUUUGAUCUCGAAGACCUUUUUUGAAUCUUAAAUGCCAUUCAUCAUGUGGGUAGACCAUAUCACUGUACCACAGGAACUGAAAUCUAGCUAGAGAAAAAUCCCUUAGAAAACUGGAGAAACAGCUGUGAUUGUUACUUUGUGGAUAUGGGGGAUUUAAAAUCUGUUUUUAUAGCUUUUUUAUUCAGUUGGUGAUAGCUCAGGCAAUAGGCGGAACCAUUAACAUCCUUAGGUAUUUACAUCAUAGGUUUUAUGGCCAAAAAUAUAUCCUAAGAUCCUGUCUAAAUAAUUAUUUUUAUUUUUGAACUAUCAGUGUUGUUUAGAAUAAUCAUGUACUUGUUGAGUUCUUGAGCUUUUGAAAAACAUUACAGAUAAAAGUUGGAAUACCUUAUUUCCAAAAAGCAUAUGCAUAUAUGUCAUGAUUAGAAAACAGAUGAAAUAUGAUGUGACAAAACAUAAAAUAUAAAAUGAAUUGAUAAUUUUUCUGUAUUUUGAGUUAACGUUGCCUGUAGUAUGUGAAAUAAGAAUGUCAUAUAAUUCUAUGUCAAGUCUUUGGAAAAUAGGGUUGGGUAGCCGUCACGUGUAAAUUUUAAAUAAUCUUAGAAAGAAAUUGUAUGCUUUCAAAAGUUGUUGCAUUUAUAAACUUCGCCCCCCAAAAAUACUAUAUUUUGCCUUUUGUGAACAUUGGAGAAAUGUCUUUAAAAAUAUGUUUAUAUGUAAACUCAGAGUAUUGCCCAAAAGAAUUCCUGUCUCUAUGAAGUCAUCUUUCAUGUUUGAAUUUUUGUGUUUUGUACUAUUUGUCUGUAUGCUUGUUCUCCAGUGUUUCAGACUUGAAAUAAAUUUAUUUUUUUAAUGUUAA